Oryzias melastigma (Indian medaka) is the source of this 509-nucleotide messenger RNA. RefSeq names its product troponin I, fast skeletal muscle. The coding region runs from base 219 to 494 and encodes 91 amino acids. Lineage: Eukaryota; Metazoa; Chordata; Actinopteri; Beloniformes; Adrianichthyidae. Gene Ontology annotation, cellular component: troponin complex. The transcript is spliced from 4 exons. The record is from RefSeq and is a predicted model, not a curated record.
GGUGUAUUUCAGGAGCUCGCAGGGCCAUUGGUCUGACUGGGAAUCCAUUCCCAUAAAGAGAAUCUGGGCAUUUUGCUGAGACAUCUCCAGUCACCAUAUAUAUCUAUUUGAUUUUUCUCCCUCUGCGGCUUUGGCAGUGUGUCCUUUUCUUCCACCCAGUGUGUCUAAACCUCCUUCUUCCUCCUCUCAACAGGCUGUGAGCCACAAAACCUGCCAACAUGUCUGAGAAGAAGAUGACUUCCAGCCGCAGGCAUCACUUGAAGAGUGUGAUCCUUCAAGUGGCCCAGAGCAUGCUUGAGCAGGAGAAAGCAGACAUUGAGGCAGCCAAGGAAGCUUACAUGGCAGAGCACUGUCCCACUCCAGAGACAGGUGGAGAUCAGGCCGCUCUCAUGGUGAGAAUCAAGAAAAUCACUAAAAAAAGUAACAACCAAUUCCAACGGCAAGUCCGAAUUCUACUCCUACCCCAACGGCUUCUCCCUUUCCACUUCAUUUAGACAUCCAAAUGGAGA